AUAUCAGUAACAAGAGGAUCACUAUAACUUCCCCGAAUCAAGUCAGAGUACCCCGACCCUUUUGUAAUACUAUACGGAAGUGGAUGUAUAUGUGUAUUCUAUGAAGCAGGUCCAUUUUUGACUAAAAUGUCUGAAAACUGUUCAAAAUGACUGACACAUUUGAAGAACAUGGUGACAAACCUAAUGGUGUCAAACCAAUAUACAGGCUUAAAUGUGUCGUAGUUGGGGACCUAGGAGUUGGGAAAACAACGCUAGUAAGGUCAUUUGCCGAAGGCCCCCGGACCAGAAGUAUUGCUGCUGAACCCAAGAGCAUGUGGCAAAAGGAAAUUAAAAUGGCAUCUUAUAUCGUCAGCUUAUCCAUAUGGGACACUGCAGGUCAGGAGAGGUAUAGGAGCCUGACUGGAUCGUACUACAGAGGGGCUCAUUGCUGCAUCGUUGUUUUCGAUGUCAACUGUUUAGACUCUUUCCAAAAUGUAAAGGAAUGGUUUCAGAAUAUAGAUGAAAAUUCCACAAAUCCAGAAGAGAUAAUAAAAAUCCUUGUUGGAACAAAACGAGAGCCAUCAUCAAGAGCAGUCAGCCUUGAAAGGGCGGAAAGCUUGGCUGACCAUCUAGGGGUUUCGUACAAAGAGGUCAACUUUGGAAGCCAGAAUAAUAUCCGAGAACUUUUCGAAUCGCUGGCGGACCUGACUGUUCUUGUUUACAAAGAAAACAAUUUUCAUUCAAACAUUCCGGUGGAAUUGCCUCAAUAUCAACAGAAAAAAACUUACUGUUCCUGUGGAUAGUUUUACCCGGCAAUCAAAACAAGAAGAAACGCCAAUGUGAUCUACCUAUGAUACAUUUCAAAUUCUUGUGGUACUAUUACUCACAUGAGGUCAAGUGAGUGAUAGGUUUAUUACCAGUCUACUUCGCUGCACCGGGAUUCAGAAAAUAUCUUUUAGAGGUAUAUUUCCCAUCACCAUAAUGGUUCAAAAAGAAGAAAAUAUUAGAAAAACAAAACAAAACACUCAUUAUUUAUAUGUCAUGUUGUUUUGUUAGGGGUCUAUAAUAGAUUCGAUUAAGGAGCCCGUAGUAAUGUCAGAGUGUUAUCAUGAAAGUUUCACGUAAAUAAACAUUUUCAAAAGUUGAAAGGGAAUUCUUUAUGCCGUAAUUUUAUUUUGUUAUCUACAAAACAACGGAAAAAUACUCAUACUUGUGGCAAUACAAGUUUAAUUUGGUUUUAAAUAAUUAAAACCUUUAUUUGUCAAAAACAUUUCAUGUAUGUUUUAAUAUCAUUGGCAGAAUUUUUUAAUUAAUAAAAUUUUUGAAAAACUAUCAAUAACUAAAUGAAAUUGCAUCUACCUCUUAGUAUAGCUAAAUAUGGAAAAGAGGAGUGAUGUUGUUUUAAUUACCUGUACACAUCAUGUAAAAAAGAAUCAGAAAUAAAUAUGUUUAUUCUUUGAGACUACUCUCAUAUUAAGGUCUUUGAAUUAAAAAUAAACAAAAUGGAAAAAAACCCUUAAAAAUCUCACAACCUUCAUCGUAGCAAAGCACAGUUAAAAAUUACUAUUCUCUCCCAUAUGAAGUUGCUUGAAACCAAAAGGAUAUAUCGUAUAUGUAGGCCGUUAAUGCAUUUGUUAAUGUAAGUUAAGCAUAGACGAAAAUUAUCCUUACUUUAAAGGAGUUGUUUAAUACGCGAAAUUUAGUAUUAAAAUGAUACGAGCAUAACUCGUCCUAAAACCAGACGCUAUUUUUUACGAUAUUUUAUGACUAAGCAGUCAAAGCUAUAAUGUAUGUGCACUCAGGAUAAUGGCUCGAGACUGCAUUACCCAACGAGCCUUAAAUUGUAAUAUAUAUAUAUAGAGAGAGAGAGAGAGAGAGAGAGAGAGAGAAGAGAGAGAGAGAGAGAGAGAGAGAGAGAGCGAUUGUAUUCCUAUGUAUUUCAUUAUUUUAAUUCUGAAUACAAGACUAGACUGUACAUAACAUUAACAUAAUAAAAUAUAUUUUUCAAUUUGUUGUUGCAGCAUUUGUUAAUGCAAAGUUUUUUCUUAGCAACAGUAGAGGGUUACAAUGUAUGUUUGUUAAUAAUAGUAUUAUCGUCCAAAUAUAUUUUAUAGGCAAUGAAAAAUUCACACCUCAAGAUCAUAAAGCCCAUCUAUGUGACACAUAUCUAAUAUCCUCAUUGGAUAUUUUCCCUUUAAGUUAGUUUAAUUCAUCAUUUAAAACCUUUUAAAAAGGAGAUGAAAAUAUUUUGACAUCCCUGAACUUUUAACAUUAAUACUAUCGAUAUUAUCAUGCUUGAAAAUGUGUUAAUAAUUCACAAAGGUGUGUGUGUGCGAAAAGAAUUGAUAACCUGUUAAUUAUCAUUAACUGAUUUCGUUAAAGGGGCAUGUUCACGAUUUUGGUAAAAAGAAAUAUUUAUCCGUUUUAAUGUUUACAAUGCUUCUGAAAGGCGUUUGUCAUUGUCAACCAAUAUUUGAGAGUCAGUCGUCGUGUUAUAAACGAGAAACAGAGCUUACAACUCUUUGCCAUGUAAACAAAGCUUUGUUUACGUUUUAAAUAUAAGAAGGGAAAUUUCCAGUUUUAGACCGAAAAUGAAUGUGAUAAACGCAAGGUAUUAUUUUUUUAUGCUUUAAACGAAUUUAAAAAAAGAAAUUAGCUUGAAAAAGUACGUCAACCAGUAUAUUGAACCAAUGUAAACAAAAACAGGGCACGAGCCUUGUUUACAUGACAAAGAAUUGUGACCUCUGUACGACUGACACUCUAAUUUUGGUUGAAUAUUAGAAAUACAUUCCUAUAGCAUCAUAAACACUUAAAAUAGAAAAAUGAAAUUUGAUCAAUAUCGUAACCAUGCCCCUUUAACUUAUUGAUUAAACGCGGUUUAAACCGGACCCAAGAAGAUACCGGUAUGCGUAUUGAAUUUAUUACUCAAUGCAAAUGACAUCCAUCGGAUAUUCUUCAGCAGUAUAGGAGAAAAUACUUUAAAAUGUAUUUUAUUAUUAUACAAGGGCGGGAAAAGAAAAACUCGGUACAUAAAUAUAAGACAAUUUAAAAAUUUGAAGCUUCAAGAAAUCUGUUGACCAUCCAGAUUCCAUCGUGUACUUCAGAAGCGUGAAAAAAAAUAAUUGCUCGAUGGAUUAUAAAAAGGGGUUCUUAAAACUUGUUUGAACCAGUUUAAACCAGUAUACCCUUUCUUUGUUUUGCUGUUAUAAAGAAAAUUUUCAGGUAACGUUCGGACAUUUCAGGACAGGUGGUGCCAUAUCUGAUCAGAUUUUAGGCUUUUAGGUCAUGAACUUUUCACAGUCUUGUCCUGAAAUGGUUACAUUUUUCUUUGUUGUGUUUAUUUUCUCCUGGAAUCUACAAUGUAGUUUGAAGGUCAAAAAGUUGAGAGCAGAUACGUUAACGUGUAUACUCUGAAAUGUUUAAUUGUUGUUUCCU
Molecule: messenger RNA, 3414 nt
Organism: Magallana angulata
Lineage: Eukaryota; Metazoa; Mollusca; Bivalvia; Ostreida; Ostreidae
Exons: 3
Coding region: 147-782 (211 amino acids)
Molecular function (GO): GTP binding; GTPase activity
Source: RefSeq, a predicted model, not a curated record